CGACGGACAUUGAAUGAACAGGUAUACAGGACAAAGAACACCUGUCGUGAUGUUACCUGUGUUUAUCUUAUUGUGCCUGGUUUCAGUCGGCCGCAGUCAAGGUAAUUUCUUCCCAUGGCUUGAGAGCCCAGGUGGACCAAAUGUUAUCGGCUUUCGAUCCGGGCCUGGUUUGAAUUUCGGAAAUGGCUUCCAGGGGAUGAAUGGUCCUGUCAUGCCAAACUUUGUUGACAAUAAUUUUGGACCUGCUAUGAUGCCAAAUUUUGUUGGUGGUAAUGUUGGACCACUUGUGAUGUCAAAUUUUGUUGACAGUAAUAUUGGACCUGCUGUGACGCCAAAUUUUGUUGGCGGUGAUGUUGGACCAAUCAUGACGCCAAAUUUUGUUGGCGGUGAUGUUGGACCAAUCAUGACGCCAAAUUUUGUUGACGGUAAUGUUGGGCCAGCUGUGAUACAAAAUAUCAAUGAUGCUAAUAUUGGACCAUCUGUGAUGCCAAAUGUCAAUGAUGCUAAUUUUGGACCAGCUGUGAUGCCAAAUGUCAAUGAUGCUAAUUUUGGACCAGCUGUGAUGCCAAAUGUCAAUGUUGCCAAUUUUGGAGCACCUGAGAUGCAAAAUAUCAAUAAUGCAAAUAUUGGACCAUGGCCAGCUGGUAUGCGUAAUAUGAAUGCCGCUAAUAUUGGACAAUCUGUGAUGUCAAAUUUCAAUAAUGCUAAUAUAGGACAGGCUGUGAUGCAAAAUGUCAAUAAUGCUGAAAUUAGACGUGAUAUGAUGCUAGAUGGCAAUAAUGCUAACACUGGACCAGCCGUGAUGCCAAAUGGCAAUUUUGCUAAUACUGGACAAGCUACGAAUCGAAAUAUAAAUGAUGCUAAUAUGGGACCAGCUGUGAUGCAAAAUUUACCAAGACAAAAUGUAAUUCAAACGGUCGCUACAUCAAACCAGCAAAGAGGACUUGCACGGAUUCUUCCUUUUCCCCAAGUGAUACCACAGAUACCAGGCCUGCCGAGAGUAUCCGUACCUAAUCCUGGUUCACAAACAAAUAACAUGGCUUUUGAUGAUUUCGGACAGCAAAUGCCUAACCAACAGCAAAUACGACAGAAUGCCAAUACUGCAAAUCGCGGUGGAGCCGAAUUUGUAAACUUUGCACAACGACCAAUAGGUAAUCGUUUGGCACCGAUCAACAGUGGCGUUCAACCCGUGCAGGCAGUCAAUGAUGUCAACCGACGGCAAGGUAUUGUUAUGCCAGCCCUACCAUCUUUCGAAGGACGUUUCAAUGCUGGUCUUGAUUUCAACGACCCAAGGAUUCGAACCCCGUCCGCGGCGGCCGCUGCAGCUUCCUCCAAUGGGCAACGUGCUAACAAUAAUGGGCUUGGACAGAACUUGGUGCCCCAAAAUAUCGGCUUAAAUGGAGGAACUGGACAAAACUUUCAGGUUGGCCAGAAUUUAGCACUUGGUCCGGGUUUUCAAGGUGGAGUUAAUUUCGAACCGGGCUUCCGUUUUCCAGGCAAUGGUUUCCAAUUUAACCAACCAGGAUCGUUUCCUUUUAACGCAAGACCAGUUGGAUUUAAUGAUGAUGGAUUCCAGACCUUCAUUCCUGGGACACAGUUUUCCGACUUUAAUGAUUUCCGAUUUGGAGGACCACCACAAGGCGGGUUUACUUCUCCGGCUCCUUUCGAUGCUAAUACGUUUCCCGGAUUGUCAUUCCCUGACCAAAGAGGAACAAAUUUCUUAGGUGGAAACAACCUUAUGGUAAAUGACUUCGGAUUUAACAAUUUUCCAGGAGGACCUGUAAUGACUUUGUGAAUGUGAAUCAGGGUGCGAUGAAACAGAAUAUGGUGUUUUGAGGACAGUGGUGGGCAGUUUGAAAUAAAAUGAAAGAGUAUUUUGGACGACAUCGCAAAACAUUUCUCAUUUUCAUAUUUAGCUUUAACAUUCCAGCUCCAUAUCAUCAAGCGUUUCUGUAUGAUUGUUUUUUUGCAUUAAAUUUCAUGCAUUUUCCGAAAUGUGUUUUUUUUA
This is a messenger RNA of Mizuhopecten yessoensis (Yesso scallop), 2008 nucleotides long. RefSeq lists its product as uncharacterized. NCBI's taxonomy places the organism in Eukaryota, Metazoa, Mollusca, Bivalvia, Pectinida, Pectinidae. The transcript is spliced from 6 exons. The coding region runs from base 14 to 1795 and encodes 593 amino acids. The record is from RefSeq and is a predicted model, not a curated record.